This is a messenger RNA of Arabis nemorensis, 1359 nucleotides long. NCBI's taxonomy places the organism in Eukaryota, Viridiplantae, Streptophyta, Magnoliopsida, Brassicales, Brassicaceae. The record is from the annotation of a GenBank genome assembly.
AUGAAGGUUAAAGUGAUAUCAAGAUCGGUCGAUGAAUUCACUCGAGAGCGAAGUCAAGAUCUUCAGAGGGUUUUUCACAACUUCGACCCAAGUCUUCGACCAAUGGAGAAGGCCGUUGAAUAUCAGAGGGCUCUUACAGCUGCCAAGUUAGAAAAGAUAUUUGCAAGGCCCUUUGUUGGGGCAAUGGAUGGGCAUCGCGAUGGAAUCUCGUGUAUGGCGAAGAACCCAAACUACCUGAAAGGGAUUUUCUCGGCUUCUAUGGAUGGAGAUAUUCGCCUUUGGGAUAUUGCUUCAAGGCGUACGGUUUGCCAAUUUCCUGGUCAUCAAGGUGCUGUGCGUGGUCUUACAGCAUCAACCGAUGGCAAUGUAUUGGUUUCAUGCGGAACUGAUUGCACUGUUCGUUUGUGGAAUGUUCCUCGUCCUACACUUGAAGAUUCUAGUCUUUCAUCUGAAAAUUUAGUUGAGCCAUCUGCAGUCUAUGUCUGGAAGAAUGCAUUCUGGGCUGUUGAUCAUCAGUUUGAAGGUGAACUUUUUGCUACGGCCGGAGCUCAAUUGGAUAUAUGGAAUCAUAAUAGGUCUCAGCCAGUUCAGAGUUUCCAGUGGGGAAAUGACUCUGUAAUAUCAGUCCGGUUUAAUCCCGGAGAGCCUGAUAUAUUGGCAACAUCCGCUAGUGAUCGCAGCAUAACCAUUUAUGAUCUUCGUAUGUCUUCUGCAGCAAGGAAAAUUGUCAUGACGACAAAAACAAAUUCAAUCGCAUGGAACCCCAUGGAGCCUAUGAACCUGACAGCUGCUAAUGAAGAUGGCAGUUGCUAUAGCUUUGAUGGUAGAAAGUUGGACGAAGCCAAGUGCGUGCAUAAAGAUCAUGUGUCUGCAGUGAUGGAUAUUGAUUUUUCACCAACUGGUCGUGAAUUUGUUACGGGUUCUUAUGAUCGGUCUGUGAGAAUCUUCCCAUACAAUGGAGGACACAGCAGGGAAAUCUACCAUACAAAGAGGAUGCAGAGAGUAUUCUGUGUCAAGUAUAGCUGUGAUGCUACGUAUGUAAUAUCAGGCAGUGAUGACACCAAUCUCAGGCUAUGGAAGGCCAAAGCAUCAGAGCAAUUGGGAGUUAUUCUUCCAAGGGAACAAAAGAAGCACGAGUACCAUGAGGCUGUGAAGAACCGGUACAAGCAUCUUCCUGAGGUCAAGCGUAUUGUGAGGCACAGGCACUUGCCAAAACCAAUAUACAAAGCACAAGCAUUGCUCCGAACCAGGAACGAUUCAAAGAGGAGAAAAGAGGAACGAAUAAAAGCUCACAGUGCUCCAGGAACAAUUGUCAAGAAACAUCUGCGGAAAGCAAGGAUCAUCAAAGAAGUGGAGUGA